Plasmodium vivax (malaria parasite P. vivax) is the source of this 1736-nucleotide messenger RNA. RefSeq names its product cysteine desulfurase, putative. The coding region runs from base 204 to 1736 and encodes 510 amino acids. NCBI's taxonomy places the organism in Eukaryota, Apicomplexa, Aconoidasida, Haemosporida, Plasmodiidae. The record is from RefSeq and is a predicted model, not a curated record. The transcript is spliced from 2 exons.
ACCCUCAAAUGGCUAGCUUCUCAGCGGAGAUGCUCAUCUUCCCCAGUGGGAACCCCUUACCAGUUAAAGCUACAUAAUUUUUACAGUUGUGUAAAAUGGGCGAUCGGUUAAUCGAUCAAUCGGUCAGUCGCCAACUAGGGCGCGCUACUCCCCAUCGCCCUCUCAUUAAAGGAGAAUAAUAGCGCCAUAAACCCCAGGUGACCAUGCGGCCCUCGAGCGCUGCAUGGAUUUGCCUGCUGCUGCGCAUCGCGAAUUACACAUGUUACUCCUACCACGUCGGUAGGAGUGACCUGUACGUAGGCAGGGCCCCCCGCCGAAUGACCAAGCUGAGCUACGAAAAUGGAAAGCCGCACAUCGAUGCCGGCGUCGUGAAUUACUUCAAGCAGAUUCGGGAAGAAUUCCCCUUCUUCAAGAGGGAGAACUGCCCCGCGUACUUCGACAGCGCGGCCACCACGCAGAAGCCGGCCUGCGUCAUAGGGAAACUGACCCAAUUCUACUCCAGCGAGAACGCCAACGUCCACCGAGGGAUUUACAAAAUGAGUCUGGACGCGACGAGGAGCUACGAGCAAGUGAGGAAGACGAUAAAGAACUUCAUCAACUGCGAGCGGGAGGAUGAAAUCAUAUUCACGAGCGGCACGACGCACGGGCUGAACCUCAUCUGCAGCAUGUUGAUGGAGAGAGUGAUCAAAAGAAGGCAAGACGAAAUACACCUGACCUACCUGGAGCAUCACUCCAAUAUAGUUCCCUGGCAAGAACAAGUGAAGAGGAAAAAAAAAGGAAAAAUCAAAUACAUCCCGCUGAAGAGUACCGGCUACAUUCACAUCAAGAGGUUACGAAAAAGGAUCAACAGAAACACCAAAGUGGUUUCCAUAAGUCACGUAUCCAACGUGUUAGGGAACAUUCAAAAGUUAACUGCAAUUAUAAAGGCAGUGAAGGAGAAAAAUAAAAAUGCAAUUGUCAUUGUGGAUGCUGCCCAAAGUUUUGCACACAUAAGAUAUGACCUCAGACGGAUGGAAGCAAAUAACUGUUGCCCGGAUGUGCUAAUCGCUUCAGGACAUAAAUUUUGUGCCCCUUUGGGCUGUGGUUUUAUGUACUUAAAAAACACCUUAACAUGUUCAUACAAAUUUAAACCACUUUUGUACGGAAGCAACAUGAUAACAACUGUUGGGAAAUACGAAUCGGAGUUUGAGUCCCCUCCGCAGCUCUUCGAGUCUGGCACGCAGAACAUCGCGGGGGUCAUUUCCAUGGGGGUGGCCAUCAACUUUUUGGAGAGGAUCGACCAGCGCCUUCUGUGCCGCUACGAGAUGUUCCUCUACGACAUGCUCGUUUAUCACUUGGGCCAGCAUUUGCAGCGGGGCUUGGUGCAGCUCCCAGGGGGCGUUAGCGAGAGCGGCGGAAGUAGCGGGGGAAGCGGGGGUAGCCGCCCGACCGACCCGUGCAGACUCUACAUCCACAACAGCCGAAGGGGCGGGGGAAAGAAAGUGCCCAUCCUGCCUCUAUGGUCGGACCAGUUCUCCUCCUUCGACUUGGUGACCUUCCUGGAUUUCAAGAACGUUUGCAUCCGGUCUGGCCACCACUGUGCGUCUCUGCUGCUGAAGGAGUUCUUGCGCAUACCCGACUGCGCGCGCGUUUCGCUUUUCUUUUACAACACCCCCGAGGAGGUGCAGUUCCUGGCCGAGCAGAUCGCGUCCAUUGCGAGGAUGCUGAGUGGGAUGAACAGGGGGGGGGUGAAGUAG